This is a messenger RNA of Penicillium subrubescens, 849 nucleotides long. RefSeq names its product mediator of RNA polymerase II transcription subunit 18. Gene Ontology annotation, cellular component: mediator complex; core mediator complex. Gene Ontology annotation, molecular function: transcription coregulator activity. The coding region runs from base 1 to 849 and encodes 282 amino acids. Gene Ontology annotation, biological process: termination of RNA polymerase II transcription; regulation of transcription by RNA polymerase II. Lineage: Eukaryota; Fungi; Ascomycota; Eurotiomycetes; Eurotiales; Aspergillaceae. The record is from RefSeq and is a predicted model, not a curated record. The transcript is spliced from 2 exons.
AUGCACGAGCUCCUCCUGUUCGCCUCGGUCCCCGUCCAUCAGCAUCAUGGGCUCCUCCAGCAGCUGGCCGGGCUGACGGCCAUGCAGCCUCGCCAUGCUCUUGAGCGUCGGCUGAUUUUCAAGGCCUUUCGCAAGCCUGGCCUCAUCACCGGCCGUGUGGGCGGCAGCCAAGAUCUGCAGCAGGCCAGCGCGGGCGACCUGCAACGCGUGAACAAGAUGCUCAAUGGUGGCAUGUUCUAUACGCAGGUUGUCGGUCCCGUCUCGGAGAAAGAUUUUGCACCUGCAUCUAAGUCCGCGUCAGCGCCGGACGCCGAUACUAAGAUGGCGGGGAUGGACGAGUCCAAACCGUCCGUCCUGACCCAGCCUGACAAUGCUCAUGUCUAUGAUUACGACCAACAGGCAUGGAAACUCGAAUUCCGGGAUAUUCCUGAAGCAGCCACCCGGUCGGCCAUUACCACUCGGGUCAUGGCCAGCGCUGCUCUGCCGCGCGGAGACAUCGAGCCAUCCAUGAAUGCGUGGGGCUAUGGCUUUGUGACCGAGUAUUUGGUCGAGGGGGAUGUCUUUAUCCAUAAUGAUAUUGUCAUCUUUUUGCACCGCGUGUUGCACUAUCCCACCGGUGAAAAAGAGCCCCGGGAGCCCAGGCGGAAUCUUCCUGCCUUGAAGAAAAUGGCUCCAUUGGAGAAGACUGGCAGCUAUGUCCUACAAGCAUCUAUCACCGUCCAAGACGGCAGCAAUCAGGAGACCAUGAAGACGGCCUCCCAGCAUUUGCUUGGGCUGCGGGAACAGCUCAAGUCAGCAGUCCGUUUGGAACCGGCAGAUCGGCUGUCGCUGGAUACACGAGCAAAGUAG